Molecule: messenger RNA, 837 nt
Organism: Salpingoeca rosetta
Lineage: Eukaryota; Choanoflagellata; Craspedida; Salpingoecidae
Exons: 5
Coding region: 56-679 (207 amino acids)
Biological process (GO): maturation of 5.8S rRNA
Source: RefSeq, a predicted model, not a curated record
CACGCUGCUGCCUCAACCUCGCUUCACUAUCACACCAUUAUUAUCAACCACCACCAUGUCUUCUUCCACCACCACCUCUUCUUCGUCUUCUUCUUCUUCCACUGCUGCUGCCAAAGGGCUGUCCAAGCACAUCUUGGGGCUCAAGUUCAUGCAGCGGGCUGAGGCAGAGGCGCAAGAAGCAGAGGUUGCACAGGCCACGGCGAAAGCAAGCGCCCCCAGCAUUCAAAGUUCUCGCGGGCCGAGAAUACAGGUCGUGUCCAGCUUUGAUUCAAUUGACGAACACGCCGAUGUCGGACGCAUGUCGUUUCGCGGCUUCAACGAAGACGUGCAGCGAGUGAUGCGAGAAGCGAAGCAGAAGAAGACAAAGGCGCGUGGCGAAGAAGACACGUCUGAGAAGGACGACAACCCCAGGAAAACCGCCAAGUUCAUCACACGCGAGGAUGCCGACAUUUCGGAGGAGGCCGCUGCUAAGAGGUUUGCUGACUUUAUAAGGUCAUCCGAACGGGCAAAUAAGGGGCGCGCACAGGCAGCCGAGCAAGAACAGCACGCGCAACAACAACGUGACGAGAAGCAGAGCAGCAAGCGCACCACCAGCAGGAGCAGAAAACAUAAGGCCAAGCGGAAGCAAGAAGGAUCCUCAGCUGCAGAAGGGGAAGAGGAACAGGCUGGAAGGCGGUAACAACGCAUAGCUGACGUGUGUCAAUGUGUGCAUGUAUGCGUAUGCGUAUGAAAGUAUGAAUGUCUGUCUGAGGAGCUGCUCUGCUGCUCUGCUGCUCUGAGGUCUCUGUCACUUCAUGUCAACAAGUGAAAGAAAAGAAAUACACAAACAUGUGGCUG